Molecule: messenger RNA, 2403 nt
Organism: Rotaria socialis
Lineage: Eukaryota; Metazoa; Rotifera; Eurotatoria; Philodinida; Philodinidae
Source: the annotation of a GenBank genome assembly
AUGUUACGAACCAGUAACACAAAGUCAUCGAUCAGCUCGAAGUGCGAUUAUCAGACUAGUUUAUCAAGCAAAAGUAAUUCAUCAACAUCGAAUAAAAUAUUCGAACAACAACAACAACAUAAUAAUAAUAAAAUGGCUAAAGAUAUACGUAAUCGUAAUGUAAAUGGUACAUCAUCUAAUUUCUUCUCAUCACAAAAUUCUUCAAUGACAACUAAAAAACUUGUAAUAAAAAACUUAAAAAGUUCAAUUCUUACACCACCAGCAGAUUAUUUUGAUAAAAUUUGGCCUUUACUCAAACAAGCGCUUGAAGCCAUUCUGAAUGGUAGAAAUAGUCCAACGAAUGAAGAACAACUUUAUCGUCAUAUUGAUCAUCUAUGUACAACUACAUCAACUAAUGAAGCAAUUAAUUCUCAACCUAGUCUUCUUUAUGAGAACUUAAAAGGAGUGCUUGAUGAUCAUAUACAAACUCUAUUACCUACUUUACUUAGUGAUAUAAAUGACAGUAAUGGUUAUCUCCGAGUACUUAAUUCUAUUUGGAAUGAUCAUCUUGUACGAUCGAUUCUUAUUCGGCAAUUAUUUAUUGUACUUGAUCGAACUUAUGUUUUACACGCAGCUGUACCUAAUAUAUGGGAACUUAAUCAAGACUUAUUUCGUCGCUAUAUAAUGCAAAAUUCAAUCAUAUCAAACAGAUGCGUUAAUGGUCUCCUAAAAUUAAUCGAACAAGAAAGACGAGGUGAAACUAUAGAUAGAACUCUAAUGAAGAAUCUUAUUCGCAUGUUAAUCGAUCUUCAUCUUUACAAAAAAGAUUUUGAACCCUUAUUUUUGCAAUCAACUGAAGAACUCUAUCACAAUGAAGGUCGUACAUUAAUUCAAACCUUAGAGCUAAGUCAAUAUCUUUCACAUGUUGAACGGCGUCUGCACGAAGAACAAUUACGAAUUAAAAAUUAUAUUGAUCAAUCAACCAAACUGCAAUUAAUUCAUAUUGUUGAAAAUAAUUUGAUAGCAAAUCAUAUUAAACAAAUGCUUUCAAAAUCUUUCGAUACGCUUAUUGAUGAAAAUCGUUUAUCAUCAGUUGCUGUAAUGUAUGAUCUAUUCCUUCGAACAGGUCCACUUGGUAUCAAUGAUCUUCGAGAAGCAUUUGGAAAUUAUAUUAAAGUUCAUGGUCGUGUAUUAGUGAUUGAUGUUGAUAAAGAUGAUAAAAUGGUUGACGAACUACUUGAAUUUAAAGAAAAACUGGAUCACUUUGUUCAUGAAUGCUUUCAUAGCAAUGAAAAAUUUGGAAAUAUCCUGAAAGAUUCAUUUGAAUUUUUUAUAAAUCAACGUUCAAAUAAACCAGCUGAAUUAAUUGCGAAAGCAGUUGAUGCAAGACUACGUACAGGAAACAAAGAAGCAACAGAAGAAGAAUUAGAGAAAAUACUUGAUAAAUUGCUCAUUCUAUUUCGUUUUAUUCAUGGAAAAGAUGUAUUUGAAGCAUUUUAUAAAAAAGAUUUAGCUAAACGUUUGUUAGUUGGGAAAAGUGCAUCAGUUGAUGCAGAAAAAUCCAUGUUACUUAAACUUAAACAAGAAUGUGGCAAUAUAUUUACGAGCAAACUUGAAGGAAUGUUUAAAGAUAUUGAAUUAUCAAAAGACAUUAUGACGGCAUUUGAACAGUACUUGCAUGGCCAUAAAGCACCUGAAAAUAUUGGUAUGUCUGUGUGUGUUUUAACUAUGGGAUUUUGGCCAACAUAUCCAACAGUUACUGCUAUUCUACCGCCAGAAUUUUGUCGAUUACAAGAAAUUUUUACAACUUUCUAUUUAAGUAAACAUACUGGACGUAAACUUCAAUGGCAAUACACACUCGAUCAUUGUUUACUGAAAGGAUGGCUUAAACAAAAGGCAGUAAAAGAAUUUCAUGUCUCGCUUUAUCAAGCACUUGUUCUUCUUCUUUUUAAUCAACAAAACGAUGUUACUUAUAAAGAUAUUCAUGAACAAACUAAAAUUGUGGAACCUGAAUUAAAACGAACAUUACAAUCAUUAGCAUGUGGAAAAAUUCGUCUAUUAAAUAAAAAACCAAUGAGUAAAGAUGUUAAUUCAGAUGAUCUAUUUUCAUUAAAUACUUCAUUCGAACAUAAAUUAAUUCGCAUAAAAAUCAAUCAAGUUCAAUUAAAAGAAACGCCUGAAGAGAACAGUUCAACAACUGAACGUGUUGUUCAAGAUCGUCAUUGUCAAAUAGAUGCAGCUAUUGUUCGCAUAAUGAAAACACGUAAAACAUUAUCACAUGCGCAACUCAUGGCCGAAGUUUUUUCACAAUUAAAGUUUCCUCUAUCAACAUCAGUAGUUAAAAUUCGUAUUGAAAGUUUAAUUGAACGUGAAUAUAUGAAACGAUCUGCAGAAAGUGCAAAUGUAUACGAAUACGUUGCUUAA